CAUGUUCUACCCCACUGUGCUGCUUGCCCUGCCACUAUGAGUCUAUGAUACGAUUGGCUAUAUAUGCUAAGGCUAGUAGCGCUGCAGGGUAGCACUUGCGCUUGUUUUUUCAGAGCUGCGAAGCGCCGAUAAGACCAGCCGCAUGCUCAUACUUGAGCUAUUCCCAUGUUCAUUUUUGCAAUCUUUAUCACCGCUAUCGCUGUCUAAUGGGCAACAUCUCUGCCUGAGAUACCAGGGGCCUAUAUAAAGUAUAAUUUUAAACAAUAGUUUCUCUUCUCCAGACAAGGAGAAAGCCUUUGAGGUUGAUAUUGGUUCAGGAGAGCGCGCAAGCAGUAAUGACAUCUAUACACCACCACCGGACUUCAAACUCCACCGAGAGCUUAAAAAUCGUCAUGUUGCAAUGAUAAGCAUUGCCGGCGUCAUUGGCACAGGACUAUUCCUCGGGACCGGGUCGGCACUCAUGAAUGGCGGUCCUCUAGGCCUUUUAUUAGGUUACAUAUUCGUUGGGUCCAUAUCUUAUUGUGUGAUGAUCACCAUCGGAGAAAUGAUCUCUUAUCUCCCAAUUGCCGGUGGUCAUAUCAAGCUUGCCGAGCGCUUUGUUGAUCCAGCAUUCUCAUUUGCAUUGGGAUGGAAUCUAUGGUACAAUUGGACGGUAACAUUGCCAGCCGAGUUGUCCGCAGCCGCUACCAUCAUAAAUUUCUGGCAUCCUGGUGUAAACAACGCAGUAUGGAUAACAAUGUGUCUCGUUGUUGCCGUCGGGAUUAACAUGAGUGGCGUUGGUGUGUAUGGUGAAACCGAGUUUAUGUUCGCCUCUAUCAAGGUUGUUACGAUUGUUGGUCUCAUCAUCUUUGGGAUCAUCCUUGACCUUGGCGGUGGCCCGAACCAUGAUCGUAUCGGAUUUCGCUACUGGAAGGACCCUGGUCCAUUUGUCCAAUUUUAUAACAUAAGUGGCAUGACAGGUCGUUUUCUAGGCUGGUCUCGUGCAGUAACGCAAGCUGCAUUCGCAUAUUCUGGGUUAGAAGUCGUGGCUAUGGCGGCUGCAGAAUCCAAGAACCCGCGCAGGAAUCUCCCCAAGGCCAUCCGUCGUGUUUAUAUCCGGAUCCUACUAUUUUAUAUUGGCGGCGUAUUUGUUAUCGGUCUCCUGGUACCUUCGAACAACCCCUUACUGAACGUAAACUCUGAUAAUGCUUCUGCGUCUCCAUUUGUAAUUGCAAUUAACCAAGCUGGCAUCAAAGGAUUACCCUCAGUGAUCAACGCCGCUUUACUGACAUCAGCCUGGUCCGCGGCUUCCAGUAACCUUUACAUUUCCUCCAGAGGCCUGCAUGGCCUCGCCGCCUCCGGCAAUGCCCCAAAGGUAUUCCUUCGUACCUCGCGGUCUGGGCUUCCCUACGUCGCAGUAGCCAUGUGUGCUUCUUUCUCUCUCCUCGCCUACAUGGCGGUCAACACGAGCUCCGGAAUGGUCUUCACGUGGUUCUCUAGCAUGUGUGCCACUGCGGGCCUCACGACCUGGUUCGGCAUCGGUGUCAUCUAUCUGCGCUUCCGCAAAGGCUUCCUCGCGCAGGGGCACAAGAUGAGUGAGCUCCCGUACUCCUCUCGGCUUCAGCCCUUCGCCGCCUGGUGGGCCAUCGGCGCAUCGCUUGUGACGUUGUUGUUCAGUGCAUGGGAGGUAUUCCUGAGAGAUAAUUGGUCAACAGCAACUUUCAUGACAAAUUAUCUGCCCAUGAUGCUUUUCCCUGUUUUAUAUGUUGGCGCCAAAAUCUGGAAGCGAGUCCCUAUUAUCAAGCCGAACGAAAUGGACUUCCACUCUGGCAUCGCAGAAAUCGAGGCAAUGACGUAGGACUCUUUUAUUUGCUUGUGAAGUAUAAACCAGGCUGAGAUGCUUGUCACAGGCGUGCAGACGUGCUCCCGAGGAAUAUCGUGGAGGCAUUUUGGAUGAAGCUUGUGAGUUCUCUUUCGGUGAUGGUGGCCAUUGGCUGGUU
Messenger RNA from Suillus plorans, 1979 nucleotides. Its product is annotated as amino acid permease/ SLC12A domain-containing protein. Gene Ontology annotation, biological process: amino acid transmembrane transport. The coding region runs from base 401 to 1837 and encodes 478 amino acids. Gene Ontology annotation, cellular component: membrane. NCBI's taxonomy places the organism in Eukaryota, Fungi, Basidiomycota, Agaricomycetes, Boletales, Suillaceae. The transcript has 13 exons. Gene Ontology annotation, molecular function: amino acid transmembrane transporter activity. The record is from RefSeq and is a predicted model, not a curated record.